AUGUCGCGGCGCUGCUUCAUGGUCUACCCGCUGCCCACUGUGGCAGACGAGUCGUUUCUGAACGUCGUUUUUGACGGCGGCGUUCGCCGCAGUGUCUUUGCGGGAUGUGGGUCGCGCCGCUUUGCGCUGGUGGAGCUGCAGGAUGACGCAUGCGCGGAGGCGGUGGCGCUUGCCCUGGGAACCGCGCCCCUCUCACCCUACACGAAUAGCAGCACGAUUGCCACAAGCCGCGGGGACAUUGCGGAGGAGGAUCGCACGCUGGAGGAGUUGUUCCGUGCUCAUGUCGCUGCUGCCGAAAAAAAAAGUGGGACUGAUGUCCCUAAUGCUGACACUGUCGCGAAGGGCGGCGCCACGCCGAGCUGCAUUGCGCACCUCAACCGGCUGCGGUUUCGCGACACUCCAAUUCAUGUGCUGCCGAGUCCCAUUGCACUCGAGGAGAUCUACAGCUGCGGUGGACAGCUGCCGCAGCACCUCCACAAGAACAAGGCAAACACUGACAGACCGCACGAGCGCGCGGGUAAAAAGCCUUUGCGGCAGAAGCGACAUCGCACGCCUGCGGAAGGGGCCGCCAUUUCUUCCGGUGAACCUGCAGUGACAGCAGAGGGGCGCCAGGGGAGGGGCGGGGGAGCCACGGCUUCCUCAGCCGUGGACGCCUGUGGCCGGUGCGGGUCGACGGAUCACUUCACGCGGCACUGCAACGCCGACGGCCGCGCUGCCGUGAAGGAAUUGGCGAGGCUGCAGAGCCACCCGGGCUGUGAGGACAAUAGUGAUGGUGUGGCUGCGGCGCAUGCUGCUGCUCUCCAAACGGAGCAGGACACAACGUGGCGUCAGGAGCCCCCUAAAGCGACGAUGCAGCAGCAGCAGCAGCAGCGGCCCACAGCGUUGCGCAGGUCAAAGGAUCAGUGCAAAUACUGCGGCUCGGAUGCCCACCUCUCUCGGCAUUGCCCCUCAAAGUGA
Trypanosoma rangeli is the source of this 957-nucleotide messenger RNA. RefSeq lists its product as uncharacterized. The coding region runs from base 1 to 957 and encodes 318 amino acids. Gene Ontology annotation, molecular function: nucleic acid binding; zinc ion binding. The record is from RefSeq and is a predicted model, not a curated record. NCBI's taxonomy places the organism in Eukaryota, Euglenozoa, Kinetoplastea, Trypanosomatida, Trypanosomatidae. The transcript has a single exon.